AUGAAUAAAUACGAUAUUGAAAAACUUUUUCAUGAAUGUGAUAGAAAAAGAAAAGGAUAUCUUGAUCGAGAAGAUAUUAAAGUAGCAUCUAUACGACUUUAUGGAAUUAAAUUAGAUAAAUAUAAAAUUGAACGAUUACUUUCGAAUAUUCCGAAUCGAACUCAUCCAGGUUUAACAUUGGAUGAAUUUAUUGAUUUUGUACAUAGUUAUAAUCAUCAAAUUGAUCGUGAAGAUCAAAAUCGUGAAACAUUUCUUAUUCUUGAUCGAACAUGUAAAGGUUUUUUAACUAAAGAAGAUUUUAUUCGUGCUUUUGAACGUAUUAAUAUUAAAUUAAAAACAGAAACAAUUGAUUCUGCAUUCAAACAACUUGAUGUCGACGGUGAUGGUCGUGUUAGUUAUCGAGAUUUUGAUUCUAUGAUGAAUUAUGUAGCUGAUGAAUGA
This is a messenger RNA of Rotaria sordida, 441 nucleotides long. The record is from the annotation of a GenBank genome assembly. NCBI's taxonomy places the organism in Eukaryota, Metazoa, Rotifera, Eurotatoria, Philodinida, Philodinidae.